This is a messenger RNA of Necator americanus (New World hookworm), 1059 nucleotides long. RefSeq lists its product as uncharacterized. Gene Ontology annotation, cellular component: mitochondrion. The transcript has 9 exons. The record is from RefSeq and is a predicted model, not a curated record. Lineage: Eukaryota; Metazoa; Nematoda; Chromadorea; Rhabditida; Ancylostomatidae. Bases 1 to 1059 code for a protein of 352 amino acids. Gene Ontology annotation, biological process: bile acid metabolic process. Gene Ontology annotation, molecular function: alpha-methylacyl-CoA racemase activity.
AUGAAUCGUACUUUACUGCAAGGAGUUCGAGUAAUUGAAUUGGCCGGCCUUGCUCCAGUACCACAUUGUGGAAUGGUACUCGCCGAUUUUGGAGCAACCGUAACGCUGAUCGAAAAGCCAAAUGACGGUAUCAUAGAGCAAAGGAUGGCCAACAAAAAAACAGUAGAAGGUUUGGACCUGAAGUCCGUAGAAGAUUGUGCCAAGCUGAGACAACUUUGCAAAGAGAGCGAUGUUCUCUUGGAUCCAUAUCGACCUGGAGUUUUGGAGAAGAUGGGUCUUGAUCCAGUCCACCUUCUAGAGGAAAACAAAGGACUGGUAGUGUGUCGGCUAACAGGGUACGGUCAAACUGGUCCCUUAGCUCAAGAAGCUGGACAUGAUAUUAACUAUGUUGCUAUUACUGGUUUGCUGCCGACGAUCUCCGGUCAUAGUUGUCAGCGUCCAUGGCCUCCAGUAAAUUUGCUAGCGGAUUUUGCUGGUGGAGGACUAACGGCUGCAUUUGGGAUAGUCGCCGCUCUACUAAAAAGAGAAAAGAAUGGUGGACACGGUUGUAUCAUUGAUUGCUCAAUGUCCGAAGGUCUUUCAUAUUUGGGAUCGUUCGUCCGGCGUUAUCACGACAUCGCGCAUUUGUGGACUGAACCAUAUGCAGCAUUUUCUGGAGAUUGCCCAAUUUAUAGAUCUUACGAAACAAAAGACAAAAAAUGGCUAGCGGUGGGUGCUCUCGAACCCAAAUUUAACUCCAACUUGUUUGAAGUCCUCGGAAUGGAUAAGAACAUGGCGGAUAUGUACGCAGAUCCAGCUGGCAUGAUUGCUGAAAUGGAACAAAUAUUCCGGACUAAGACCAGAGACGAAUGGAUGGCUCUUUUCGAAGGGAAAAACGCUUGUGUGACUCCAGUGUUGGACCUAGACGAAGCGGUAUCAUUCAAGCAUAACGAAGAACGGGAAAACUUUGUCAAUGAAGAAUUGGAAUGCAGGGAUAGAAAAUGCACAGUUGAUGAUUAUCACAACACCCUGGCACUGUUCUGUGUACCACAAUCAGAACAAGCUCAUAUAUGCGAAUGA